CAAGGCAGUGUCGGCGCGGCGCCCUGUGAGGUUGGUCGUGUGCUGGUGCGCGAUACCAACUGACCGAGUGUGUGAGUGAACCAGUGAGCCAGUGACGGUGAGUGCGUGGACCUCUCUCAUCACCACCACCACCACCACCACCAGUGACGCCAUCGUGACGCAGCAAGAGUUAACACAGCACCACCAUCACCACCACGUGUUAUCUUGCCCAAGAGGAAAAUAGAAAAGUUUGAAAAGGUGAUAAAAAGUCCAAAUAAACAGGGAUUUGUAAGGUCAAGGGCACAGGGCGGCGAGGUGUUGGUAUCCCCCUGAGUGUCCGUGAGUCCGUGUGUCCCUCAGUGGUUUGGAUCGGCUAGACACUUAACACCUGUGCUAAUUGGCGAGCUCUCCUGUAUCUGCCGGUGAUCACAUCCACAGACAUGAGACGAGAGGGAGGGAGGAGGAAGAGAAGGAGGUGAAGCAACACCGACAAGAGGCAAAAGGAGUGGAGAAGGAGGAAGAAGAGAUAGGAGGAGGAGGAGGAGGAGGAGGAGGAGGAAGAGGAGGAGGACGAGGGAGAAGGGAGGAGAAGAGAGGAGAAAGGAGAGAGGGCCAGUUUGGAGGAAAGCAAAAUAUUUCUUCCCAGCUUGAAGCAGGCGCCGUCUUGCCGCCGCGAGAACACUGGUGCCCUUCAGGUUCCUCUCCUCCUGGCGGGUCCUGGAGACUGGGCCCUUGAGUACACGCCCCCUGUAGCCCCAGAAGGCCCUUGGGUUCUAUUUAAACGCUGCUCAAGUGUCCCCGGAAGACAAUGGCGGCAGUGAGAGGUCCGGCGCCGCGAUGCUGAGGCUGCGAAAUGAACAGAAGAGGAAUUUCAAUACACGUCUUGAAGUGCUCGAGAAGACGGUAGCGUUGUUAGUGCAGUGAGGAGGAGGUGGCGGCGCGACGGGAGGCUCCUCAACAAGGCUGGUGCGUCUGUCCGUCUGUCUCUCUGUCUGCGUGGGUAGCUGUCUCCCCUCCGGUGGUUCCCCUUUGUGCUGAGUUAGUUGCCGCCUCAUCGUGUGUGUCUUGACUCUACGUGAUUUGCUGCGGUUCCUGGAAGCUGUGUGCGUGUAUGUGUGCGUGUGUGUGUGAGUGUGUCGGUGCGUGUAAGUGUGUGCGUGUGUUUGACUUGGGCCACCUGCUCUAAUUACUGCCUCGUGUUGGGAUGUUGAACAGUAAACGGUGAGGCAGGAAAUUGUCUGGUGGUGCGUGUGUGUGUGUGUGUGUGUGUGUGUUGGGGAAGGAAGAAAGGUGUGCGUGUGUGUGUGCAUGCGUUUGUGUGGCGGUGCUAAAUCUAUUCGGUGGUGAUGCUCAGAGCCUUGUGAUGCUAACCAGAUGAAAAUUAAAGGGGGAGAAAGAGGACACUGAUAAACACGACAAAAGUGCUGAGGGACGAGAGCAGUGACUGGGAAUAAAGUCAACAUACACACGCGGGAAUUAGAAAGGCAAGGACAAGCAAUGCUGGUUCUGGACAGCGGCCACGGAGGAUGCAGGCAGGCAGGACUCCCGGACAUCAGUGGAACGAAGAGUAAAGAAACAAAGGAAGUCCGAUCAUGAUAAUUUAAGGUGAAGACGAAGCAGGAAGCAAGUAUAAACACAGACAGUUGGCAGAAGGAAAACAAUAAAGAAAUGAUAACUGAGAAAGAGAAUACGUAAAAUAGAAACAGAAUACAGAAACAAAGUGCAUACAGAGUGAAAUUAACAAAGUUGGGUGAAAGGUAAAGAACAGAAAAAGAAAUUAGACAGAAAAAUAGAGCAAAACAGCGAUAUGAACACGUGACGGAGGAAAGAGAGUGAAGCGUUACAAAGUCAAUAAGAAGCGAACACAAGAGCAGCAGCAUCGGGGGGGCGCCAUGCCAGCCAUCAGCGGCCCCAGCGAGGACCCGCUCUCCUACCCAGACCCUGAGCCAGACCCUGAUGUGGUGGGCGUGGGAGGACUAGGGGUGGGAGAAGGAGGGGGUGAGGGGGAGGACAUGCUCAUGGGGGAGAGGGAUGACCCUGGCUAUGAGUCAGACGGCCUUGACCUCAACCACAUUCGGACUGUGAUGUGGAAUCGCUUCAUGGAACAGUCGACCGUGAUCGUGAACGCCACGGACGACGGACAGAAGGUGCUGAGCUGCUUCGACCAGUUCAUCGCGUCCAUUCUGGAGUCAAAGGACGGCGGCCCGGCGGCGGGCUCCUGUCCGGUCAAGUUCGACGGCGUGUCCUGCUGGCCCCAGACGCCCCCCGGCACGCUGCGGAUCAUCCCCUGCUUCGACGUGUUCAACGGCGUCUAUUACGACCCCUCAGAAAACAACGCCACUCUUUACUGCUACGCGAAUGGGACGUGGUCAAGCCGAUCUUUCUACGACUACUGCCUCAACGCCAUUACCAACCCGCCGGGGACUCACGCGGGCACCUCCAUCAGCACCAUUCAGACAACCUUCUACGUGGGCAACUCUCUCAGCCUCGCCGCCGUGGCCUUGGCUCUCUGGAUCUUCAUCUCCUUCAAGGACUUGAGGUGUCUCCGCAACACCAUCCACACCAACCUGCUCUUCACCUACCUGCUGCACAACCUCUUCUGGAUCAUCUACGCCUCUGUCAAGGGUCUGGUGGCGUGGUCGGUGGGCUGCGGCUUCUUCGUCACCCUCAACUACUUCACACUCACUAACUUCAUGUGGAUGUUUGUUGAAGGAUUCUACCUCUACAUGCUGGUGGUCAAAACGUUCUCGGUGGAAAACAUCAAACUACGAGUCUAUAUACUCAUAGGAUGGGGUAUUCCCGUUCCUAUAGUAGCUUUGUGGGUUAUCCUGAAGUCACAGCUUGCCGCCAGCCACGAGGGGUCUGAGCUGGAAGUGGUGGCGAUGGCGGGGCAGGAGCUGGAGGGCCUUAUUAGAACAUGCCCCCCGAUGCCCGCGAGCCACUUCGACUGGCUUCACAAGGUGCCCGUCCUCGUGGUGCUAUCCCUCAACCUGCUCUUCCUGGCGCACAUCAUGUGGGUCCUCAUCACCAAGCUGCGGUCUGCCAACACGGUGGAGACGCAGAGGUACCGCAAGGCCACCAAGGCGCUGCUGGUGCUCAUCCCGCUGCUGGGCCUCACCUACAUGCUCCUUAUCGCACUCCCGCAAGAACUGGAGCAUGUGAGGGCCGUCCUUCUGUCCACGCAGGGCUUCUGGGUGGCGCUGUUCUUCUGCUUCGUGAACAGCGAGGUACAGAACAGCAUCAGACACCACAUAGAGAGGUGGAAGACUGCCCGCGGCCUGGCUGACCCCCGCUGCCACUCCGUCAGACACAGGGACGGCUCGCCACGCCCCAAGACAGGCUGCUCCAGUUACGGGCGACGGUUGUUCGGAGGCAAGAGGGAGUCCCUGUGUUCAGAAGUGACAACCAUGACUACGUAUGUCGCCAAUGGUUACCAGCCUGUCAGCACCCAGACCACCCACCAACAUCUCCACCAACACCGCCUCCUCCAACACGCUCCGCUCCCACAAGCCCAGCCGCCGAUACCCAUGGGACACCUCGCCUUCAGGAACUCCACAGCGGGCCUCAGUCAGUCCAGCGCAAGCGAGACGGACGGCAAGAUCAACGUCAAGGAUUCUCUGCUCUGAAGGACUCGCAGGAAAGAAGGACGUGACACUAGGACUUGUGCAUCGAGCUGUGUGUGUGUGUGUAUGUGCGUGUGUGGUUGUCUUUGGAGUGAGUACGUGCGUGUGUGUGUAAAUAUGUGUGUUUGGAAGGUACGUCUCUUAUUGUGACUUAUCUGUUUCUCGGUUUGGUUCUGAGCGUUCAUGCGGGCGUGUGUGUGUGUGUGUGUGUGUGUGUGUGUGUGUGUGUGUGUGUGUGUGUGUGUGUGUGUGUGUGUGUGUGUGUGUGUGUGUGUGUGUGUGUGUGUGUCGAGGCAGUGUAAGGAGAGAAAGGCGCGUGUAUGCGUAUGUCUGUCUUUCUGUCUGUCCGUGUGUCAAGGGGGGGGAGGAAGAUGCUACAAAUAACACGGCCAAUACAAGGAUAUCCACCCCAUACUGCAGAUCAAGAUGCUGUCUGGAAUUACCUCUACUGCUGCCACCACCACCACCACCACCACCACGACAGCUAGAAACUCAACGUUAAUGGCUGCCUACGUGACAGUAUGAGCGUGAGCGAAAAAGAAUCAUAAAGAAAAGAGUCACAGAGGCGGAAACUGAUACCAGGAUGAAGACAACAACGCCUGCAGUAGUGGUAGUGGUGGUGGUGGUGAUGUGGCCGACUGGCUUCACAGAGACGAGACAAAGAGAUGUAAAAGUGAAGCUCAACAGAGAGGCAGGGUGAGCGAGACAGAGUGAGAGACAGAGUAUAGUGAGGUGCACAAACACACACAAACACCCACGUACAUACGUACAGCGGGUCACCUCACACAAUCACUGGUGUGGCGCUCUCUGCACUGUGCAUCCCAAAGUGUAGAACCAGACCUGCGUCCCGCUGUACUGUGUGGUGCCAGGAGUCACGUGCACGUCAGCGGAGGCAACACACGCACACUGCAAUAUGCACCACACGGAGGCGGCGGAAAAAUGUGAGCAUUGUGUUCGUAGGUAAAGAGCGCCACGUGCAUGUGCCGGGAACUGACGCUUGGACUCCCACCAUGGCAGGCCGCCCACCAGCCUGCCAGUGCGGAGUGAACUGACCCACCCACAGAUCUCGCUGAUUCUCGAAAACUCUGCUCACUUCACCUCGCCUCCACAAGUCUGCCUUGCUCCGCCCCGAGGCUUAUCGCUCAAAGCCCACCAGCGAGCAGAUCACACGAGUGGCGGGGUGAGGCGCACUGCACGCCUUCCCACAUUCAUGGCUCAGGCUGUGUGUGUGUGUGUGUGUGUGUGUGUGUGUGUGUGUGUGUGUGUGUGUGUGUGUGUGUGAUGCUCUGAUAAUACUAUUGUUAAAGAAUCCUUGUGUCAAAACGUGUCCGUGCAGGGUGAGACGGAACACAACCACCGCCGCCGCCGCCACCACCGCUACCACCACCACCACGACGAAAGGACAGUCACUGAACUCAUCGAGACACAGAGGACGACACAAAGCAAUAUCCGGGAUCAGCGGUGCGGGCGAGAUGUUUCUUUCUCUUAUCCUGUGCAUGUGUUCCUAGGGACGCGGCAAGAUGAGUCCCCUCCCGCCCCACACUCCUCAGGCGAAGUGGCCGGCGUGUCACAAGCGAGCAGUUAUCACCACUCCUGACAAAGGCGCUGCACCCACUCGAGCACACCAGAAGGAGAAGGCAUUGAAGGCGCUUCUCAAGAUAGAAUAUAAUCUUGGUGCGUCAAUUAUCAUCAUCCGAGACACCGACAAGGAGAGGCGGCGCGGCGAGACAAGUGUGCCAUGCUCUGCUGCACUCACUCCCGCGCUUCCUUCGUCGAGAGCAAUGUAAUUAAGCACAAAAGGCGACGAGGCGGAGGUGAGUCCUACAGUAAAUCCCUCCUUCGCCUGCAACACAAGACAGGGACGCGGCGCCCGGCACACAGCGACAAGGCAAAUUGCUCGCUUCACUCACCGCCAGCAGAUUACUUCCUCGUAGCGCCACCAAGCCCUGCACGGAACGAGAAAUAGUCAUCCAACAAGCAACGGACGCGGCCACCACCACCAGAACCCGGGGACUGCAGCGGUGACCUGAGAGAAUAGUGCAACUGAACCGAGAGCUUGUGUUGUGCUGUGUUGCCGCGCCAGGGACCCUCCGAGAGACCUGUGCUGUGGUGUGCUGGUGUAUGUCAGCCUCCAGGACCUGCAGUUAUUAUCUCCACGUGUUACAAGCGCGAAUACAUCCUCCAGUACCCUGAUGCUGAUUAUAUAUUAAGGCUACUCACUCACUCAGUACUUGACGAGCCUAGGUACAUUGAUUAUUAUUAUUAUUUUUAUUAUUAUUAUUAUUAUUAUUAUUAUUAUUAUUAUUAUUAUUAUUAUUAUUAUUAUUAUUAUAAUUAUUAUUAUUAUUAUGUAGGUCUGGACUGAGGCGGAGGGCGAGUACAUACGUAGAGCUCAUACAUACAUACUACUAAUGAUAUGGCGUAUAAUACAUAUAUUUUUGUGUCGGGUAUAGGCUGUAUAUAUAUAAUGUAGGUUUAGGGAAAGAGAGACGACGUUUUCUUCCUGUACAUAGACACACCUGGUGCUGUUCAUGACCUCUUGUACGUAGCUGUGUGUGUGUGUGUGUGUGUGUGUGUGUGUGUGUGUGUGUGUGUGUGUGUGUGUGUGUGUGUGUGUGUGUGUGUGUGUGUGUGUGUGUGU
This is a messenger RNA of Portunus trituberculatus (swimming crab), 6243 nucleotides long. Its product is annotated as diuretic hormone receptor-like. Gene Ontology annotation, molecular function: diuretic hormone receptor activity; peptide hormone binding; G protein-coupled peptide receptor activity. The record is from RefSeq and is a predicted model, not a curated record. Gene Ontology annotation, biological process: cell surface receptor signaling pathway; adenylate cyclase-modulating G protein-coupled receptor signaling pathway. Gene Ontology annotation, cellular component: plasma membrane. Lineage: Eukaryota; Metazoa; Arthropoda; Malacostraca; Decapoda; Portunidae.